Molecule: messenger RNA, 1200 nt
Organism: Mycosarcoma maydis (corn smut)
Lineage: Eukaryota; Fungi; Basidiomycota; Ustilaginomycetes; Ustilaginales
Product: E1 ubiquitin-activating protein AOS1
Exons: 1
Coding region: 1-1200 (399 amino acids)
Biological process (GO): protein sumoylation
Cellular component (GO): cytoplasm; SUMO activating enzyme complex
Molecular function (GO): SUMO activating enzyme activity
Source: RefSeq, a predicted model, not a curated record
AUGGAGGCGACUUGCGCUGACGCAGCAGCUUCAACAGCACCGCUUGAUCCAUCCGAUCAGACAUCUCCUACGAACGCUACCGCUAACGGCAAUUCGGUUACUGAAGACGAAGCUGCACUCUAUGAUCGACAAAUUCGACUGUGGGGUCUUGCCGCGCAAACGCGUCUUCGAUGCGCGCACAUCCUUAUCCUCGGUUGGAACGGUAUUGCGACCGAGAUCCUCAAAAACACUGUUCUCUCAGGAAUCGGUAGCAUCACCAUCCUCGACCCCACUUGUAUCGAUGGGUCGGUCGACUUACUCUCUGGGUUCUUCUUUCGUGAUGAAGAGGUAGGGCAGCCAAAGUGCAGUCAGGGACCUUUGGGACGCGUACGCGCGCUGAAUCCGCUUGUCAAAGUGAAUGGGAUCGCUGACAUGGCUAGCUAUACCAAGCUGAUGCAAGGAGGCAAGGAAGCACAGGCUUGGAUCAUGGAGCGUGGGGUUGACGUUGUCGUUGCUGGUACACCGUUGCCUGAAGAAUCGGGUGUUGCGCAUGUUGGAUCACGAGCGAGUCUUGUCAAACUCAACGAGACGACGCGGUCGGCAGGUGUCAAGUUCUUCUUUUCUGCAACGUGCGGUUUUGGUGGAUUCUACUUUGCCGACCAGAUCACCCACGACUACCUACUUGAAAAAGCCGCUCCGCCACCCACAGCCAACUCUACAACGUCGACCGAUACUUCGGAAACACAACGUGUGAAGAAACGACAGAACUUCGUCCCACUCUCAUCAUCGCUCGCAACCAAGUGGCAUUUGUCGGAACGACAGCAGCGUCGUACACGUAUUCCGCUGGAUUGGUUCAUUUGGCUGGCGCUUACCGAUCUCGAAACGCGUCUUGCCCCCGAUUCCGCCUUGACCACCCUUAGCUCUGCUGCGCUCAAGGAGCGUACAGAGGCAUUGAUUCGAGAGAAGGGCCUUGUCCCAAAUGUGAUCCUCGCGAACCACGAAGAUUCUGUAUUCGACAUUGUAGCAGCGCAAGGCGCAAUGGGUGUCACAUUGUCACCCGUAGCAGCGGUCGUGGGCGGGAUAUUGAGUCAGGACAUCCUCAAUAGCAUCGGGGGGAGGGAGGAACCAGUCGUCAAUUGGUUGUUCUUGAACAUGGACGCCUCAGGCGCUACCACGGUUCAUAGGAUCGGAGAGCUGCCAAGCGCAGUGGUCGUCGAUUGA